Messenger RNA from Psylliodes chrysocephalus, 7050 nucleotides. Lineage: Eukaryota; Metazoa; Arthropoda; Insecta; Coleoptera; Chrysomelidae. The record is from the annotation of a GenBank genome assembly.
CUAAAGCUCUUUGUAAUUCACUAAUUAGAACAUUGUCAUAUAUCCCUCUCUCAUUCCAAAUAUUAAGUAAUCUAUCCAAGCUAUUUUUCGUUUUUUCAUCAGAUUUCGACAUGUGUUCAAAAGCUUUCUUCAUGUGUACAGAAAAUUCUUUCCCAUAUUCGGGACCUUUUUUCUUACUAUUCUGAAUUACAUCAUUGGCAAGGUACAUAAAAGUUAACUUUUUAGAGCCUUUAGCUACAAAAAAUAAUUCAUCUAACAUUCCUAUAUAAUUCUUCAUUAUAAAAUAUACAAAAGUACCUUUUAUCAGCUCCCUAAUCCAUAUCUUCGCAACUGUGCUAUAAUGUUUUCUGUGAUGAAUUAACCACAGACUCAAAGUUUGAAUACUCUGCGAGGUAUUGUUAAGUUCACUUAAUUUUUUUAUAAAUGCAGUCUCAGUGAACCCCCCUGCCAUCAUAAAGUUAUAAGUUUAAUUUCAACCUCACCUAAAACUAUUUGGAACGUUUGAAAUUCACUAAAAAUAUAACCCAAUUUCUACGAUACAAAAACUCGCCGAUCGCCGAUUUAUUGAAGUUGAAGAAGAUUUGACUUUUUGGUGAACCGUAAUUGUUACUUAUCAAUCGUCUAUCUCUCUUCUUACUUAACGACUGGUUAUAACUCUUGCUCUUUUUUUUAACAGGGAAUUUUGGAAUGUCAUGUUGAAUGAAGGCAUUUUUGGUAGUAUUGGAGUUUGUUUUUUUGCUAAACUAAUUUCUAUAAUCAUUUUUCUUUAUUUUUCACGUUGUUUGUCAUAAAUUAUACGAUUUAAAUAUUAUUUUUUAGGAAAUUUGGCAAAUUUGCAAUUAAUUAAUAUUACAAACAGAAAAAUUAUGAUUUUUUUGUUUUAUGUUGUACUAAUCAAUAAAACGUAAACGUCCGAAAUUGACAGUUUUUGACAGUUAUGUUGUGAUGACGUUUGACAGUGACAUAGACUUGAGUUUUCUAGCGGUUUAUAGGUGGACGUGAAUGUAUUUCUAAUUAGCUCGAAUAAUAAAUAAGAUGUGGUGAAAGUCCCAGAUGCAUCAAAACAUAGCUGGUAACUGUAAAUAGCGGAAUGGUGAACAGUGUUGGGUCUGAAGUGUUACAAAAUUUGUAAAUGGGAUGAAUGAAGACGAUUUAGUGAAAAGAUCAGCUGAAGAGCGAGAGAAGAUAUUCAUAAGAUAUGAGCAAGGCAGAGAGGGUGCCGAGAUCGAUCCAUGGGAAGACCCUGGAUUCGAAGUCUACCACACAACAGACAGGUAUGGUUUCAUCCACGAUAAAAGGCUGCCAUCCAAAGUGGACCCGCAGGAAGCAAAGAGACUUCAAAUCGAAGUAGAGAGGCAGAAAAAAUGGCUGAAAAUGCUCAAGAAUUGGGAUAGCCCUGCUGUAAAGGAGAAAAUGCACUCUAGGGUGUACAAGGGUAUUCCCAAUUCUCUCAGGACUGAAGUUUGGGGUAAAUUACUAGAGGUAGAAAAAUUAAAGAAACAGAAUAAGGGUAAAUAUAUGGAGAUGAUGAAGCUUGCCAGAAAAUACUCUACAGAUGCCAGGCAAAUAGACUCUGAUGUAAAUAGACAAUUUAGGGAACAUCUGCAUUAUAGAGAGAGAUACAGUAUCAAACAGCAAUCUUUGUUCAAUGUUCUAACAGCUUAUGCCAUGUUCAAUUCAGAGGUGGGCUACUGUCAAGGCAUGUCAGGCCUGGCGGGGGUUCUACUCAUGUACAUGGACGAGGAAGAUGCCUUUUGGGCUGUCCAUGUGUUGCUGGCAAAUCCCAGGUUUGCCAUGCAUGGGUUGUAUAAAGAGGGAUUUCCAAAAUUAACUCGAUUUUUGGCCCAUCAUGAUAGAAUUCUGACCAAGUUAUUGCCCAAAGUGAAGAAGCAUUUCGACAAGCAUGGCUUGGAUGCCAUUUUGUAUUCAUUGAAGUGGUUUUUUGUGUGUUUCAUUGAAAGGGUUCCUUUUAGUUUGUGUCUGCGCAUUUGGGAUAUUUAUUUAUUAGAUGGCGAACGAGUGAUAACUGCAAUGGCCUAUACAAUACUCAAAUUACACAAAAGACAAUUAUUAAAACUCGGUGAUAUGGAUUCCAUUGUACAUUUUAUACAGGUAAAACUAUACAAAGACUUCCAGUACGACGAAGACUCUGUCAUCAGACAUCUCGAAACAUCGAUGGAGGAACUCAAGAAACACAAACUCGAUUUGCCGGGCCCGCCGACCAAAGACGAACUACCAAUCGGCCCGUUUGGCGUCUUCAAAGAACCCACAUUCGAGGAGAUAGUCGGCAUCCGCAAAGACAAGUUCUCGUCGCAAGAGAAACAGAUGAACGAGAUCGUGCUGUUGGCCAGCGAAACGGCGAAAGAGACGGUCGUCGCAGACGAUAAGGAGAGGGAUAGAGAUUGCCAUCUGUCGACUGCGGACUCUGUGGGCUUUACAGGUUCGAAGUUCUCCUUCGAUCCCAGCAUGGACGACGCCAGCUCGCUGCUAGACUGUGAACAUACCGGAUCGAGACGCUCCUUAGCGGACACCAGCGUAACCUCCACGGCCGAUCUGUCGGUCUUUUCGACGAUAACCCGCAGCCAAGCACACGAGAACAGCCUCGACACACACAGUAACAUGUCCGACAACUCCGUGGGCGGAGUUAGCUCAGCCGGAUCGGGAGUAGGAGCGACGAGCAGCCUGCAGAGGGGACUUUCCAGCCAUUCCACGCCCAGAGCGACGCCGCGCAUGCCCAGUCCGGACGUGCUGAGGAUCUACGUACCGUACACGCCUCUGGACACGCCCAUAGCCAGUCCGCACAACGGCGAUCUGACCAAGGGGGCGUGUCCCUUCCUGGACACGAACAAAAUUAGGAUAAAGAUCGAUAACGACGAUCUACCUACGCCGUUGGUCGAGCACGGCAAGAUCAAGAGUUUUAGGAUAGAUAGUCCAAUCGAAUAUGAUUUGAAGUAGUUUUUUCAUUUUUUUUUUGUCGAGUCAGAAUGAGGUUAUGAUUUUUGAAAAGGGGCGUCUAUAAUUCAAAGAGGUUUGUAUACGCCUUUUUGCCACGCCCUCCAUAAAAUCGAAAGGCGGGCAGAUAUUCAACGAGAUUGUUUUUUUUUUUGUUUUCAACGCAAAUACUCAUUUGAUACAUUAUUUAGUUAUACAGUUAAUGUUGCAAAAACACGAUAUUGAUUUAAUUUUGGAGUAAUUUGAUGAUAUUUUUAUUACAGUUUUGUAUUUCAAUGCUUACAAUAUGCAUAAGAGGUUGAUUUAAAUGUACAGGGGUCAAUCGAAAAAUUGUCAAUUCAAUUAAUAUCGUAAAAAACGUGCGAGAAAUUUAAAAAAAUUCCAAGUAUUGAUAUAAUUGAUUAGCAAUAUCGAAAACGUCAUAUUUUUUUAAAGGUUCUCCUUAUUGUUAUUAUUUUUUAACUAAUUUUGUCAAGUACAUAGGCGGGUUGAAGAAAUACGUAUACUAUAGGGUACAAAAAUAUUUAUAAAAUAUUAAAAUCUAUUUUUUGUUUCUGCAUUUUUCGAAAUAUCUGAUUAGUUUGUGUUGUUUUGUUUAAAAAACUUUAUUUCUUCAAUUAAUUUAUUUAAUUUAUUUUUGUAUACGGUGUAUUAGGGAUAAUAUACGCAUCAUUUAAACAGAUGAAUUUUGAAGCAAAAAAAAUCUUAUAUAGUUGGGUCCUAAACUGUAGGUCAAUUGCAUCAUAACUCAUAAGUUGUAUCACUGGUUAAAAUGAAUGUACUUAUUUCUGGUACACCCUAUAUGUUUUUAACUACAUUUUUAGUUUAUUGUAAAACCAGUGAAUCCAAAACGAAAAAAAAAAAAAUUAAAUAGAAAAUUGUAAUGAUUCACUGGUAUAUAAAAUUAUUUUUGUAUAUCGUUUUAUCUAAAAAUUAGCGGUAAGAUUAUAAAAUUAUAUUUUUUAAAAAAGUUCCAUCCCUUUUAGGAGAAAAAUCAUUCCUUCAGCAUUUAUUUUUUACUCAACUUAUUAUAGGUAGAUUUUUCGAAAAUAUAUAUGGUGAGGGCAAUAAAAAAAUAGGAGACAUGCAAUAAAUAUGCUUAAAAUUACCGAUUUAAGAGCGAAAUGUGUUCAGUUGUCACCGUCACCCUAUAUAUUAUCGAAUAGGGUUUUAGUAGGGGCGAAAUAUUAAUAAUAGUAUAGUUUAAAUUUAUUAGAUGCUAAGGAAUUGUGCCAUAAGAUUAUUUUUUUAAUUAUUACUUAAUACGAGGUUGUUUAGAAAAGUUCUGGGAUUUUUAAAUAAUUUCGACGAAACUUUAUUGGAAUUUAAAUGUAUGAAAUUUUUCUUCCUUAUAUUAGUUUUUGGAAAAGAUAGCUAUUUUUGUACAUUUUCUAUUGUUUUUCCACACAUCGAGUUAUUUUGGUACAUUCUCUAUUGUUUUUCCACACAUCGAGUUGUUUUAGAAUUGUUUUACGUAAAAUGUUUACGAAUUUGCAGUAAUGCUGUUUAUUAAAAAAUAAUCGUAUAAACUCAUUUAUUCAAUUAAUGGGGAUUUUCAAACUUUUGAAUAAUAAUUUAAUUCGUAUUUUGAUAUUGAUUUUCUUAUGAUUUAGGAGUUUGAUUUAAUAAAAAUAAUAUGUUUUAAAUUUGUAUAGCUUUCGGUACAUAGUUUGGACCAUCUUCAGUAGAGUCCGAUUACAAUAAGAAGAACUACGUCAUAACUAUUAUUUAGAAUUUCAAAUUUAUAUUAUCUAUAACUAUCAAUAAAUAAAGAAUAAGUAAGUUGUUGGGUACAAAAAACAGAUUUCCUAUAUUUCUAUAAUAUUAAAAAGCCACUAAGGACCGAUUCCACCGUUGUGUUAAACGAAGUUUAAAAUGACAUUUUUACAUUAACAAUGUCAUUUUAAUCUCUGUUUAACACAACGGUGGAAUCGGCCCUAAACCCCCAGUAGGCGGCGAUAGCCAAUGAAUUACUUCGCCAAAUGAUGAUGUAGCUGUGUUCUUGUUGUAAUAGGACCCUACUUAUAAUUGUUUAUUUUGAUAUUUAUUUUAAUCUUUAGUUCAAGCUUAUAAGUUUAUUCGGAAUAUGUAUUUAAAAAAUAACUGAAUUUGUGGAUGUGUUUAAAAAAUGCAUUUUUUUAGGCGUAUUUUAUUUAGGGGCGAUCAAAAUUAGGGCGUGGCACCCAAACAUUUUUUUAAGAAACCACAACGAGAUAAAAGUAUUGUGGAAAAAUAAAGAAUUAAUAAUGUAAUUUUUCCUUAAGAGUUCCUAAUUUCAAUAAUCCUGGAAACUUUCUCAAACCUCGUAUAUACCUACUCAUUGUCCCGAAUGUCCGAUAUUCAAGGAAAUCACCAAUAUUGCAUAAUCUAUAUUGGCUAAUUUAGUAAUAUGGAGUGAUAAAUAUCUAUUAUAGAAAUUUGGGACAAUCUGUAUAAUUUCCUAAAAAAUCCACGUAUCGUUUGUCCCCGAGAGCUAAUCUUAGAUUUUGCUAACGUAUUUCUAAAAAUUUACUAAUAAUCGCAUUUUGGUGAUUGAACAGUAGAUUUUUGGAGAUGCAACUGAUUAAGCAUCUAUAUUUUCAACUGGGACAACCGGUACAAGUAAUAAGUAAAUAUAUCAAAUUUAUUUUGAUAAAAUACAUAUAAAUAUUGUAGAAGGUACUCUGUUGUGUUUUGAAAAAUUAAAAUUACGUCUGGAUAGCGAAAUGUUCGUAUAUUUUUGGAUAAUUUUCAAAAUCGUAGCGUUCCUAUAACGGUAAUUGAUCCAAAGUAAUUAAUUGACAAUACAAGUUUGUUAUCUAUAUGGCCUAGUUCACAAAGCAUCUUUUUACUCACAUGUAAACCCUUAAAAAGAGGAACGUCGUUAAAAUUAAUGUCUAAUAGGAUUUGGCGAUAUUUCACGAACUGUUUUUAAUUAUUUUAAUCUUGGUAUAACAUGAUUUACAUGUUUUUCUAUCGAUUUCAUCUUUUCAAGAAAAAUAACGAUUAUUUCACUAGACCAAAAUAUCAGUGACUAUUUCUCUAGAAAAAUAUUCUGCUAUUUUUGUUGUUUUCUUUGAUUAAAGCCCUCGAGCUAAAGCUUUCGGGCUCUAAUUAGAUUAAUAAUGCCAAAAUUAAGUCUGAUCAAAUCGAUAUUAAAAUAUUCUCCAGAUUUAAACGCAACAAAAAUAGCUGACUAUUUAUCAAUGUCUUGCUAUAUUAACCCUUGAAUAUUUAAUUUGCUAAUAAAUUAAGAAAACGUAACCUCAUUUAUUUGACUUUUACUAAUCACAUUAAAGAGUCAAAGUGUGAUUUAAAAAUUACGCCAUCGUCCAACUCUUGUUUUUUUUUUCUGCAUUGACGUUUCUGUCUUCAAGGAUUUGCUUGUAUGUAACUAUUUAAAAAUGCUUUGGGAAUACGGACGUCAUAUUACCUAAUAUGAUAAUGGCGAUAAAGGACUUCAUGCCCCCAGUAAUUGAAUUUCGAUAAAAAUUACGCAUAUUUCGCGGACUCUGGACUAUUUUCUGAUCCACCACUCUGUAAAUGUUAAAUUCUAAUGAAUGUUGUGAUUUGUAAAUAACUAUCGAAAUUUUUUUAUAAAUAUUGUAGUUUACUAUAAAUCUUAUAAAAUUGUAAAAAUCCUUAGAAAUAUCUAUAAACUAAUAUAUAUUUAAAUUAAGUUAACAAUCCUAAUGAUUUUCUGAAAUUAGAUAACGUUUCUUCAUAAAUUUAACGUAAAUUUUGACAGUUUGAACAAAAACGUUUUUAUUCAGUGACAGUGUCGUUGAAAUUGCCAAAUAAUGUUCUGAUCAAAAAUUUAAUAAUUAUUUAAGUUCAGUAUAUUUUUUAUUUAUAAAAUACUUUCGUGAGAAUAUUUUGGUCAAUUAUAAUGAUUUUCACCCAUUCAUUUUGUCAUAGUAAUAAUUAUUGAUUAAUUAAACUGGAGCACUGGGGUUAGUAGUGAUUGUGUCAGCUGUCAAGCUUUGAUCGCAGGAUUUGUACGAACGUGAUACAUGCAAUAAAAUACGUGUAUUCUAACUUCUAAAUUGGGAAUAAACAUAUUGAUCAGUCGUAGAAUGACAUCUAAAUUUCUUAAUAAAAAUAUUUAAAACUAAAAGG